AUGAAAAAUUCGUGUUUUACGAGAGUUUGGCUCUAGGAAUCAAAUUUGAUUAGGGAUACUUUUGGUAUUCCAAGAAAAAAGGAUUACAAAAAUAACUCCGAACUAUCCAAUCUCCUUUCGUCUUCCUCUUGGAAUCGGCCGAAGGGUUAUAAACACUGUUCGUCACCAGAAACUCCGAUUUCAUGCUUCUCAAUUCUCUCUUCUUUUGCAGAUCCAUAGUUCAAUUCCCCCCCUCUGAGUUGUUUUUGUUGUUGUUCUGUUCACACUAAUCGGAAACUCAUCAGCUCCAAUGACGGCAAAAUCAAACCGUGAAUUUAACAUUUCAUCGCCGGCGGCAAAACCGCCGUCUCAGUCUCUAGUAUCGGAAUCGGAACAGGAAUCCGGUGAUCCGAGCCGACAUAGGCCGGACGAAGCUCAGGUUAAGGUUAGUGGUAGCAACGGCGUUGUUGUAUACAGGAGGAACAAGAGGCUGAAGACGGCAGAUUCAAGUGGUGAAGUCGUAAAUAUGGAUGUAACGGAGGGUAAAUCCGGAAUUCCAGUGUCUAACAGUAACGUUAUGGAGGUUGAAGUGAAAGAAGAGUCGAGGAUUAGGCGGUUUACACGGUCAGCUUUGGGGAGGCAGAGGGAGCUGUUGAUGAUUACGAAUGGAAAUUCUGGAGGUGAAGAUGAUGAGAGAAAUCGUGUAACUAUGUCAGGUACACCUACGAAGAAACUGGAAAUGAAAAUGUCGAAGAAGAUUUCAAUAACAGUAAUACCUGAAACGGUUAAGGAGCUGUUCGAGACUGGUUUACUGGAAGGCUAUCCUGUUUUCUACAACGGUGGGAAGAAGGGAAUUCCACUCCGAGGAACAAUUAAAGAUACCGGAAUUCUUUGUUCUUGUGAACUGUGCAAGGGAGCUACAGUUGUCCCUCCUAGCAAAUUUGAGAUCCAUGCGUGUAAUUCAUACAGACGUGCAUCAGAGUAUAUCUGCCUAGAGAAUGGAAAGAGCCUCCUCGACGUGGUCAAAGAGUGUAGAAAGGGUUCCUUGAAAACAUUAGAAGAAACAAUACAGAGUGUCAUCGGUCCAGUUCCUGUGAAGAAAAGUCUCUUUUGUCGGGAUUGCAAGGAGUCUUUUGUUGCAACACUAGCUGGAAAUGAUGAACAACUUUGUGAUUCAUGCAUAGUUUCUUUAAGAUCAGAAGCCACUCCAACACAGUCGAUAAACACUGAAAAUGGGGUGUUUGAGCCAGUUCUGAACUUAAAUUCCUCCGGAACUUCAAAUAUGUCGUCUGUUUCGCUAAGAAGCAUUAGAGGAAGGAAAAAGAAAAAGGCCGUGAUAAUGCAUUCAAGUAGACAGUCUCCUUCGGCGCAUACUCUUUCCAGAAAGAAGUGGAAGUCACCAAAUAAGUUAAUGAAGCCAGUUUUUGCUCCAAAGUCGGAUGAAACUUCUACAAUGUGCAGUUCAUUCAGAAACAACAUGCAGGGAAAUAUCUCAGAAAAAUUGUCAAAAUCAAUUGUCGUUUCAAAGUAUUCAAAAGUUGCUUCGCCUGGUGUCUCGGUGCACUCUAGGACCCAAUGGAAAAUGACAAAAAGGGAUCAAAAGAUGCAUCGAUUGGUUUUUGAGGAAGGUGGACUGCCUGAAGGAACUGAAGUAGCUUAUUAUUCUCGUGGAAAGAAAUUGCUUGUUGGUUAUAAGAAGGGAUCUGGUAUAUUCUGUUCUUGCUGCAAUACUGAGGUUAGUCCAUCUCAGUUUGAAGCUCAUGCAGGUUGGGCAUCGCGCAAAAAACCUUAUGGAUACAUAUACAUGUCUAAUGGAGUUUCGCUACAUGAAUUUGCUAUAUCUCUAUUAAAAGGCCGUAAGUCUUCAGUUAAAGACAGUGAUGACUUGUGCAUCAUAUGCGCUGAUGGCGGUAAACUAGUGCUUUGUGAUGGGUGUCCUAGGGCUUUCCAUAAAGAGUGUGCAUCAUUAUCAACUAUCCCUCGUGGUAAAUGGUACUGCAAGUAUUGUGAAAGCAUGUUACAGAGGGACAAGUUUGUGGAGCGCAAUGCGAAUGCCUUAGCAGCCGGCAGGGUCUCUGGCAUUGAUCCUAUUGAGCAAAUAACAAAACGUUGCAUUCGUAUUGUCAAGAAUGCAGAAGAGGCAGCAUUUAUUGCAUGUGUUUUAUGCAGAGCUUAUGACUUCAGCAAGUCUGGUUUUGGUCCACGGACGGUCAUCCUUUGUGACCAGUGUGAGAAAGAGUAUCAUGUUGGCUGCUUGAAGAAAAGCAAGAUAGCAGAUUUAAAGGAACUGCCUAAAGGAAAAUGGUUCUGUAGUGUGGAUUGCAAGAGGAUCUAUUCUGCCUUGCAAAAUUUGCUAAACUCAGGAGAAGAGAGAUUGCCUGAUUCUUGUUUGGGUGCAACAAGGGUGAAGGAAAAACAAAACAGUUUGGUUGCUGUUGGUGAACUUGAUGUUAGAUGGAGGCUUCUUAGUGGCAGAAUUUUCUCCCGUGAAACCAGAAGGCUACUGUCAGAAGCUGUUUCUAUCUUCCAUGAUUGUUUCGAUCCUAUUGUUGAUUCAGUUACUGGACGUGACUUCAUUCCUUCUAUGGUUUAUGGAAGGAAUAUUAGGGGCCAAGACUUUGGAGGCAUGUAUUGCGCUAUAUUGACUGUAAACUCAACAGUAAUAUCAGCAGGGAUCCUCCGGAUUUUUGGCCAGGAUAUGGCGGAACUCCCCCUUGUGGCAACCCGUGUUGGUAGCCAAGGCAAGGGAUACUUUCAGUUGCUGUUCUCCUGCAUAGAAAAAUUGCUUGCAUUUUUGGGUGUGAGACGCUUUGUACUCCCAGCUGCUGUUGAAGCUAUGUCAAUUUGGACUAAGAAAUUUGGAUUCGGGGAGUUAACACCAGAUCAGCUUGUCAGCUACAGAAAAACCUGUUGGCAAAUGAUUAGCUUUAAGGGCACAUCUAUGCUAGAAAAAAUGGUUCGUAAAUGUAGAAUCAUUAAACAGGGAGAAGCUGAAACGGAUGUUCCAGAUGAGUAGUUUGACACAGAUGAUAGAAGUUGAAUCCCAUUUGUAGAUCCAUUUUUUCAAAUUACAUGUAUAUUAUCACCUUAUUUAUCACAGAGGGUAAGUAGUAACUAUUACAAAUGAGAUGUAGAGGAUCAUAUUUGUGUAAAUGGUUCUACAACUCGAGCAUAUCUCGAGUUUGAUUUUAUGUUUCUCUCUCUCCCUCUCCUUACACAGAGGUUCAUUAUCUAUUUUUCUCUGAGAUGUCA
This is a messenger RNA of Solanum dulcamara, 3231 nucleotides long. RefSeq lists its product as uncharacterized. Lineage: Eukaryota; Viridiplantae; Streptophyta; Magnoliopsida; Solanales; Solanaceae. The record is from RefSeq and is a predicted model, not a curated record. Bases 290 to 2995 code for a protein of 901 amino acids. The transcript is spliced from 21 exons.